Schizosaccharomyces octosporus yFS286 is the source of this 3947-nucleotide messenger RNA. RefSeq names its product histone demethylase SWIRM2. The transcript has 2 exons. The record is from RefSeq and is a predicted model, not a curated record. Lineage: Eukaryota; Fungi; Ascomycota; Schizosaccharomycetes; Schizosaccharomycetales; Schizosaccharomycetaceae. Bases 137 to 3769 code for a protein of 1210 amino acids. Gene Ontology annotation, molecular function: protein binding; oxidoreductase activity.
UCCACCGCGUUAUGUAAAUUUACGAGGGGUGUAUUUCCCGUCUAAUUUAAUGUAAACACCAAAAGCACCGACUUCUUCAAGACACGACCUUUGCCAUCUCUUUCGGUUUUCCACUUUUUUUAUUUAGUGUCAACUCAUGAACGGAAAUGAGAACAAUCAGAAUAACCGUUAUGACUUUCAGCAGAUGACUGAUGGCGAACAUGUUGCACCCUCUACUUUCGACUCGUCAAACAAUGCCAAUUCUUCACAGUCACAGCUUGCUAGCAGUGAACAGGCUUUACUUGCUAUUUUAGGAGGCGAUUUACAACAGAUAAAUACGAACAAUCCAAACCCCAAUGGCUAUCAACGAAAUGUUUAUCGUUCCGAUGGCUCUUUAAAUGUUCCUUCGGGAAACAUGCUGAAUCCUUCCUGGCCUGGCUAUAAUCCGAAUUUUGUACAAGGAAGGUAUGAUCCGCCUUUUCAGCCUUACGUGAUGACCCAUCAUCCUUCACAAUCUUUUCCGCAACCGAUGAUGGGAUCCACCCCGUCAACACCCUCCCAGCAGUCAAGUCUAUCUUCUAUAGGCUUACCUCCUCAAUUGUCUUCAGCUCUUCCACACCAAAAGCAAAAUCAAUUUGCUCAAUUGCUGGAACAAAACUCUGCCGCCUCUGCCCAAUUUCCUAAUGCAUUCUCUCAACGCUCAUCAGCCCCAGAUGAUACCGCGUCAAUCCCUUUACAUCCAAAUCAAUCAUUUGUUAAUACUCCGACCUCAUUCCCGAAUCUUCCAUACCCUUUAGACCCUUCCCAAGUUUCUACUCAGCAACUUUUAUCCACUUAUAGAGACCAAGUCGCUCCUUCCGUUCGUCCUUACUCCUACCGAACCGCUGAUUCGUUUCUUCCUUCACAGCUCCUUUCUACCACCGAUUUAUCCAAACAUGUCGACAUGGAUACUUCCACCAUGCCUUCCGCACCCGUGAAUAAUAACAUCUCACCUGCUGCUUCCUCUUUCCCAGUCAUUCCAUCUGCUCCUAGUACCUCGCCGAUGGCUUCUACUACGUUUUUUGAGCCUACCGAGUUUGCGACUCCCCACGAUCAGCAGUCAACAUUAGAACACCCCAGGUCCUUGCUGGAAUGGUCUAGUCAGAUGUCGUCUCACACGACCCCUAUGGCUGGUGCCAGCAUCCCAGUUACUUCUUUAAAGUCGUUCUAUAAAAUGGCUUACGAAGCUGCUAAAUUAUGUAACCUAAAUCCAGCUGCUUUGGAACCUUUCGAAAAACAAAUGUUGUCCGACAGACUACAGGAUCCUCCAGUUUUGUUUCACUACCUACAAGUUCGGAACUCUAUCUGCUGGUUAUGGCGUAGAAAUCCUACUCUUCCGAUUUCCAAGGUUGAGGCUCAAGGCGUUUGCGCCGACAGAUGCUUGUUUCCUUUGGCUAUUUUGGCUUACGAGUUUCUUGUAAGGUAUGGAUACAUUAAUUACGGGUGUCUAUCUUUUGAAUCUAUCGUUACCCCCAAUAUUCAAAACACCUCGCCUUCACCACAAGACAAGCAAAAAACUAUUGUCGUUGUGGGUGCCGGCCUCACUGGUCUUGCUUGUGCUAGACACCUGACGUCUCUCUUUACUCAGUUUUCUUCUUCAUUUUCUUCCAAAGGAGAAUCCAUCCCCAAAAUUAUCCUGUUAGAAAGUAAACAAAGGACUGGUGGCCGAAUUUACAGUCGUGUCAUUCCUCCCAGCAAUACCCCUUUCUCUGAAAGAGAUGCUUUGCACGAUUUGGCCGGCAUUACAGAAGCUAUAGAUUUUGGAUUCCAAUAUUUAACUUCUGGAUCGGAUAACGUGUUAUUCACCCUUAUAGAACAACAACUGGGUUUGCAGACGCUUCCCUUGAAGGGUUUUGAUCUUUUACACGAUGAACAAGAAAAUAAAAUGUUUGAUAUUACUGAUUCAAAACGGUUGGAGGCUUUAUGGACAAGACUUCUGCACCUAGCUUCUUUCUUAACGAGUGAAUCUUCCGAGAUGGUUUCCAAUAAUCAAUUCUUACAAAAAUUUCAGUCUUUUUUAGAUGAGAUUAGUCCGAACCAUAACCCUGGUCCUUUUAUUAUUGAGAAUAUGUCACACAUGUCUUUCAAGGAAAGUCUCAUUUUACUUAUCCAGAAAAGUUCCUCUUACUUGAAACUAACGUCAAAAGAAAAGCGGUUUUUAACAUGGUCGUUUGUUACAAAUGAUAUGGAUGACAUUUUGCAUGCUUCCAAGAGCUCUUCUGAUGGGGACUUUGAUUCAGAAAGUUUGACCCCCAGAGUGGUUAAAAAUGGACUCUCCCAAUUAAGCUGGGCCUUACAGUCCUAUCCAUAUCCGCUAAAUAUACAAUAUGGAAAGAGCGUCUGCGAAAUUAGAAACGAGAUUUCAAAAUGCUUUGUACAUUGUACCGAUUCUAGUGUUUAUGAGGCCGAUCAUGUUGUAAUGGCUUGUUCACCAUAUCAUUUUACCUCCGAUAUAAAUAUUCAACCACCUCUUCCUUCCCAAGUGGUUGAUAUCCUGAAAACUACGCAAUAUGCUUCCGGAAAAAAAUUAAUUCUGAGGUAUUCGAAAGUUUUUUGGAAAAGAGAUAUACGAUCGUUUGGUUUACUGCCUCUCUACGAUAAUGUUGAAGACGAUUUAAGUUUUACUGCUACUGGAAAUUCCAUGCCGGUAUCCAGGGUAUGGAAUAUGUUUCCAAUAACGGAGCAACCCAUUUUAGUCGCUGAUGUGACGGAAUCUGCUGUUGGCACAGGAAAUGAAGGCUCGUCGUUAAUUCAGCUUUUAAAUUCCUGGUUAAUUAACCAUUUUGCUGAUCAAGCGAACGACUCUGCCGAGCUUUUGGACUGUUGGGAAGUAAAUUGGUCUAACGGAAAUCCUCUUGAUGGAUUAUUUGUUCAGAAAAGUAAUGUUCCUGACUCUGCUGUCAUACAAAAAGGUGGUUCUUUCAAUUUGGGAUGCCUCCACUUUGUAGGAGAUUAUUUACAACCUGCGAUUACCGGUUCUUCAAUAUCAAAGUCAUAUUUAGCAGGUAUUUCCGUUUGUACGGAAAUAAUUAAUGAUCUGGCACAAGUCGGGCUUACACUACCUGUAAUGGGUGAGACGGCUCGUAAUGAGCUUGAAGAGUAUAUGCAACGAACAACAACCAAACAUCAUGAUACUGAUGCAGAAGUUCAGCGACAUCUUUCCUAUCGCGCUAGAUAUCGUCUCAAGCGGCAAGAACGUUUGGACGAACAUAAAGAAGAAAGUGAAUUGUUAGUUACCGAGCUCCUAGGCUAUAUACCUGAACCUCCCAUUAAGCCAAGUGCAAAUCCGUUUUUGUUGUAUCAAAAAAUGCAGUGGCAUGUAUGUCGAGCACUUGCUGAUGAUGAAAAGAAAAAACUUACGGGUGAUAGCGAAGCGAAAGCUACUAUAAACGAAAUUCGUGCAAAACUCGGGAAAUCAUGGCGACAACUGGAUGAUUUAGGUAAAAAGCCAUGGGUUGAAGAGAUUGCAGCUCGGCGAGAAGCUUAUGCUGGAAAAAAUAUGCGUUAUCAACAAUUAGCCAAAGAGUAUGAACUACGAGCCGAACAGAUUCGAAAUGAUCAUUCUGUCAAAGCUCGUGAUGAGCCUAUUCCGGAAGAUGAAACUCGACUUUACAUUUUAGCUCAAAGAGAAGAAGCCGAACAGAAAAAUAUAGUUGAUGAAGGCGAUGGCUCUCAAAGUGCUGAGGGCAGUGAUGAAGAAUACCGUGAUGACGGUAAUUCCUCAGAUUCUGGCGGCAAUGCUCAUGAUUAGAGCUUACUUUUUUCAAAAGAAUUGCUGAUUUUAUUGAAAGUCUUUAAUUUUUGGGUCAAUAAAAAACAAAAAGAAAAAGGAUAGAUAGGACUGUAUAUAUAUAUCGCAUAUGUAUAUUGAAUAUUUAAUUUAGCUUAUGAUAUGUACUUUAGGUAAUGAAUUAGAAUUGUUUCACCGA